Molecule: messenger RNA, 1430 nt
Organism: Linum trigynum
Lineage: Eukaryota; Viridiplantae; Streptophyta; Magnoliopsida; Malpighiales; Linaceae
Source: the annotation of a GenBank genome assembly
CAGCACACAGCAGAACAAAAAUACCACAUCGGCAACUAGAGGCGAGAACGAAGUGUUUAUAAUUCGACGGGACGAAAGCGCAUGGCACGACCUUACUUGAACAGGAUCUGUUCUAUAGGCUCGUACUUCUGUGUCCUUUAGCACUAAGGAGACAGGAUCCCUAGUCUGGUGGAUGAGAUGUGGCCACGUAAUCAGAGCGUGAUUAACGGUGACGAUGCUCCCUUGGAUCAUCCUAUCUGUAGAGGAUCGUUCUCAGCCGUUCAGAUGGCCUGGGAUGGUCACGUGGCUGUCUGACAGACUUCUAAUUUUUUUUUUGUCAGUUUUUUGAAUUUGAAGAACCUCAGGCGAAGAUCGUAGCAAGAGGAGCGAUGAAGAUUUUCCACUAUCCAUGCUUGGAAGACAACUACGCCUACCUGAUUAUUGACGAAGCCACCAGAGAAGCUGCAGUUGUGGAUCCCGUGGAGCCGGAGAAGCUCGUGAAGGCUGCCGAGGAGCAUGGAGUUCGGAUCAAGCUUGUUCUCACCACUCAUCAUCAUUGGGAUCAUGCCGGGGGGAAUGAGAAGAUAAAGGAGAUGGUCCCUGGGAUCAGAAUCUAUGGAGGUUCACUUGACAAGGUCAAGGCUUGCACCGACGAAGUUGAGAAUGGUGACAAGAUAUCCCUUGGUGCUGAUGUUAAUAUACUGGCUCUCCAUACCCCUUGCCACACGAAAGGCCACAUAAGUUACUAUGUCACCGGCAAGGAGGCAGAAGACCCAGCUGUUUUCACGGGUGACACCUUGUUUAUUGCUGGUUGUGGUAAGUUUUUUGAGGGAACAGCUGAGCAGAUGCACCAAUCGCUCUGUGUAACAUUGGCUUCAUUGCCAAAGCACACUCAAGUGUAUUGUGGCCAUGAGUACACAGUGAAGAAUUUACAGUUUGCACAAACAGUUGAGCCCGAGAAUGCGAAGAUAAAGCAAAAGUUGUCUUGGGCUCAGCAGCAAAGGCAGGCAGGACAUCCUACCAUUCCGUCAACCAUUGAGGAAGAGAUGGAAAUAAAUCCAUUUGUUCGCGCUGAUCUUCCCGAAGUCCAGUCAAAAGUUGGGUGCAGCUCUCCCGUGGAAGCUCUUGGGAAGAUAAGGCAGAUGAAGGAUAGCUGGAGAGGCUAAAAUUGCCCCGCCGCUCGAUACUCACCUUUCCUUGUACUGCCUGGAUUCAAUGUGCGAAAAAUGGCAUCAACGAAACAAAACAGAAAGACAUCUCCCCUUGUUGUUGUACUUUGUAGAAUGUAUGUUAGUGUUUGAUAAGACACUGGCAUAAGAGGUCCCUGUAUAACACAGCUACUCUAGUCAGAAUACAUGUCUGUAUGUUUAGUGGCGAUAGGAAGUUGUCUGGUUUUCUCAAAGGAAAUUCUUUCCACUGUGCGCAGGUGUAAAUAAUAACAAACGAGUCCA